Thamnophis sirtalis is the source of this 1210-nucleotide messenger RNA. RefSeq names its product H3.3 histone B (gene H3-3B). Gene Ontology annotation, cellular component: nucleosome. The record is from RefSeq and is a predicted model, not a curated record. Gene Ontology annotation, molecular function: protein heterodimerization activity; structural constituent of chromatin; DNA binding. NCBI's taxonomy places the organism in Eukaryota, Metazoa, Chordata, Lepidosauria, Squamata, Natricidae.
GAAAGCAGAUGCCAAUAGCUCCGCGCGUUGCGUGUCUAUAUUGUGACGGCAUGACGUUUUAGGUUCCCUCCCUCUAUAAAGACAGCAUCCCAGCAGAGGGAGGGGACAGUUAAGGUUUGUAGUAAGACCGCGCGGUACGUGUUAUUCGUCUAUUCACAGCGGAAGUGUGGUUGUUUUUUUUUUAAAAAAGGAUUUGUUCGCGAAAGAGAAGAGUGUGAAGAAAAAUGGCCCGUACCAAGCAGACUGCUCGUAAAUCCACUGGUGGCAAAGCUCCACGUAAACAGCUGGCUACUAAAGCUGCUAGGAAAAGCGCCCCCUCUACUGGCGGAGUCAAGAAACCUCAUCGCUACAGACCUGGUACUGUGGCGCUGCGUGAGAUUCGCCGUUACCAAAAGUCAACAGAACUUUUGAUUCGUAAGCUUCCAUUUCAGAGGCUCGUAAGGGAGAUUGCUCAAGAUUUCAAGACAGACUUAAGGUUCCAGAGUGCAGCCAUUGGUGCACUGCAGGAGGCUAGUGAAGCUUAUUUGGUGGGUCUGUUUGAAGACACAAAUCUCUGUGCCAUCCAUGCCAAGAGAGUUACCAUUAUGCCCAAAGACAUCCAGUUGGCUCGUAGGAUACGGGGCGAGAGGGCUUAAAAGGAAGCAGUUUUUAUGGUGUUUUGUAGUAAAUUCUGUAAAAUACUUUGGUUUCAAUUUGUGACUUUUUUUUGUAUGAAAUUGUUUAUAAUAUGUUACAUUUGUACUUAAGUCAUUCCAUCUUUCACUCAGGAUGAAUGCUAACAGUGACUGUUCACAUAAAACUCAGUGAUGUGAGCCCUGUUGCUCAAUAGUGACAAGUUGCUAAUAUGCAGAAGGGAUGGGUGAUCUUUCUUGCUUUUCAUGCAUGUUUCUGUAUGUUAAUGACUUGUUGGGUAGCUAAAAUUGUAAGGUACUAGAAUUGAUAUAAAUGUGUACAGGGUCCUUUUGCAAUAAAACUGGUUAUAACUUGAUUCAAGUGUUUAACAAUUGGGACUGUUAAGUCUGACCAUACAUCACUGUGACAGAAUGUGGACUUUCUAAAGGGGUAAAGAACAAGUCUUAACCACAGUGUAACUUGCAGUUUCCUAAAAAAAAAAGUAAAUCUGGCAGCUAUAGAAUACACUAUGUGCAUUUAUAAUAGCUAUUUUAUAUAUUGUAGUGUCAACAUUUUUAAAUUAAAUGUUUUACAUUCA